CUCCUCUCCCCCUUUUUUAUUCCCACUCCACCCCCCCUUUCCCCCCCUCCCCUCCUCGUGCUCCGCUUUCUCCCCCCAAAUUCCUCGCCGCCCUCGGUCGUCGCCGCCGCCUCCGCCGCCUCGCCUCCCGGAGAUUCGCCGCCUUCGCCGCCGCCGCCAUGAAUCCCGAGUAUGACUACCUCUUCAAGCUUCUGCUCAUCGGAGACUCGGGCGUCGGGAAGUCUUGCCUGCUUCUGAGGUUUGCGGACGAUUCAUAUCUGGAGAGCUAUAUCAGUACCAUCGGUGUUGAUUUUAAAAUCCGCACUGUUGAGCAAGAUGGGAAGACAAUAAAGCUGCAAAUUUGGGAUACUGCUGGCCAAGAGCGAUUUAGGACCAUUACAAGCAGCUACUACCGUGGUGCCCACGGGAUCAUUGUUGUUUAUGAUGUGACUGAUCAGGAGAGCUUCAACAAUGUCAAGCAGUGGCUGAAUGAAAUUGAUAGGUAUGCUAGUGAAAAUGUGAACAAGCUCUUGGUGGGGAACAAGUGUGAUCUAGCUGAGAACAGAGUGGUUUCUUAUGAGGCUGGCAAGGCCCUUGCUGAUGAGAUUGGAAUACCAUUCCUGGAGACCAGUGCGAAGGAUGCAACAAAUGUGGAGAAGGCAUUCAUGACCAUGGCAGGAGAGAUAAAGAACAGGAUGGCAAGCCAACCGGCUACAAAUGCAAGCAAGCCUGCAACCGUGCAAAUGCGAGGCCAACCUGUUGCCCAGCAAAGCAGCUGCUGCUCUUGAUUAUCAAUCUAGAUCACAAUAGUGUGCUUGUUUGUGCACCAAGCAACACUUAAUUGGUUGCUCUAUCCCUGUAAAUUAAGUCUAUUAGUACUAUCAAAAAGCUUGAUGUGUUCUGUGUCGGAUAUUAUUGGAAAAAGUCUGUCCCCUAACUGUAACGAAGCGGCAGAUGCUGUGGGCCUGUUUUAACUGCCUGUUCAUAUUUCUAUGUUUCAAGUGGCAUCGAUGUUCGACUUUAUUCGAUUAA
Molecule: messenger RNA, 1011 nt
Organism: Oryza sativa Japonica Group (Japanese rice)
Lineage: Eukaryota; Viridiplantae; Streptophyta; Magnoliopsida; Poales; Poaceae
Source: RefSeq, a predicted model, not a curated record